AUGGCAAUCCUUAAAAUAAGCAAAAAACACCACAAACGUUUCAACAACCCUUUCCCUUCAUCUCCAACCACCAUCCCUAACGUUCAAGGCUCUCUAUUCAUCAAUUCCAAAUCUCUCUGUUCACAAGAUCAAACCUUUUCAAUUGGCAAUGAUUUUCACCUCUCUUGGUCAAUCAUCAAUGGCGGGCAUAUCUCAAUUUCACAUCUUUCUCAGAAAAACAGACCAAUCUGGUCUACAAUCUCAGGCAAGGCUUUUGUUUCAGCUGCUGUGGUUGACACUGAGAUUGAAGAAAGUAGAGGGUCAUUUCUUGUUAAAGACAAAGAUGUUCAUUUGAUCUGUAAUCACCAAACCAUUGAUGAGAUUAGAAUGAUCGAUCAAUAUGAAGUUUCAGUUGCGGAUUUUACUUUAACAGAAGAGAUCAAGUUUCCUAGUUUGUUGAUCACAGGGAGACUUUUCAAUAUGAGUAAGAAGAACAAAAGGUUUGAAAAAUAUGGAAUUGAAGGGAAUAUACAGUUUGAAUCAAAAGGGCCAUUUGUGUAUGCGAGGUAUUGGGUUUUGUUUGAUCAGAGAAACAAGCAUGAAGUUGGAUUUCAAGUGAAGAUUGAGAAACUGAAUUUCGGUUCGAGUGAUAAGGUUUCUCCAGAAGGUUCUGGAGUUUACAAGGGUUUCAAGAAGAGGUUGAGUAGCAGGAAAAAGAGGUUAGGUUGGUUUUGGUACCUUUCGAGGCCAAGAGGGUUUGUUUUGGUUUCAUCAGUGGAGGAUGAAAGUGGAGAAAUGGAAAUAUCGAAACCGAAAGAAUUCAAUAGGAUUUGGUUGAGUUAUGCUAGUGAUGAAAAUGAGAGGUUUUAUGGUUUUGGAGAACAGUUUUCUCAUAUGAAUUUCAAGGGUAAAAGAGUACCUAUCUUAGUUCAAGAACAAGGUAUUGGAAGAGGUGAUCAACCUAUCACUUGUGCUGCUAACUUGGUCAGUUACAGGGCAGGAGGUGAUUGGAGUACAACAUAUGCUCCUUCUCCAUUCUACAUGACUUCAAAAAUGAGGUCUCUUUACCUUGAAGGAUAUGAUUAUACCAUCUUUGAUCUUACUAAACUCGACAGAGUACAGAUACAGAUAUAUGGAAACUCGGUUGAAGGGCGGAUAUUGCAUGGGAACACACCUUGUGAGCUGAUUGAACGUUUCACAGAAACCAUUGGACGGCUACCAGAGCUUCCAGAGUGGAUCAUAUCGGGUGCUGUAGUUGGAAUGCAGGGCGGCACUGAUUCUGUACGUCGUAUAUGGGAUGAAUUAAGAACUUAUGACGUUCCUGUCUCGGCAUUUUGGUUACAGGAUUGGGUAGGACAGAGAGAAACCAUGAUUGGCUCGCAACUUUGGUGGAAUUGGGAAGUAGAUGAACAGAGAUAUUGGGGUUGGAAGGAACUUAUCAAAGAUCUUAGCACUCAAAACAUAAAAGUUAUGACUUAUUGCAAUCCCUGUCUCGCUCCGGUUGAAGAGAAGGAUAACAAAAAGAGAAACCUUUUCGAGGAGGCAAAACAGUUGGACAUAUUGGUGAAAGACGAUUUUACUUGA
Vicia faba (fava bean) is the source of this 1563-nucleotide messenger RNA. The record is from the annotation of a GenBank genome assembly. NCBI's taxonomy places the organism in Eukaryota, Viridiplantae, Streptophyta, Magnoliopsida, Fabales, Fabaceae.